Molecule: messenger RNA, 4300 nt
Organism: Tinamus guttatus (white-throated tinamou)
Lineage: Eukaryota; Metazoa; Chordata; Aves; Tinamiformes; Tinamidae
Source: RefSeq, a predicted model, not a curated record
AUGGCCGAAUCUGAAAGUUUUGCUACAUCCCGUUCAAGACGUGAGAAAAGGUCUAGAAGAGGUCAUCAAGAAGCCCUGGAACGUCUGAAAAAAGCCAAAGCUGGUGAAAAAAUAAAAUACGAGGUUGAGGAGUUCACAGGUGUUUAUGAUGAAAUAGAUGAAGAGGAAUACUCCAGGAGGGUCAGAGAGCGGCAGGAUGAUGACUGGAUUGUUGAUGAUGCUGGGAUAGGCUAUGUAGAAGAUGGAAGGGAAAUCUUUGAUGAAGAUCUAGAUGAUGAUGCUCUUGUUUCCAGCAAGAAAGGAAAAGGUGGCAGAACAUCUACAAGUGAUAGAAAGAAUGUAAAGAAACCUGUGGUAUCAAAGCCAAACACAAUUAAGUCUAUGUUCAUAGCCAGUGCUGGGAAGAAAAACACAGAUAAAACUGUGGACCUGUCAAAAGAUGAUUUACUAGGGGAUAUUCUUCAAGAUCUAAAUGCGGAAACUGUCCAGCUAAGUCCACCACCAGUUAUAAUACUGAAAAGGAAAAGAUCUGCCGGAGUGCCCCUGAAUCCUUUCUCUGUACCAUCCCAGACUCAUAAGGUAAUCAGCCCUGUAUCAAGAAAUGUUCCUGCUCAUCGUAAGAAGGAAGCUCUUCCUACGGCUUCAUUCCGUCCUAAGCAUCCCAAUUAUACGGCAAAAUCUGUUACAGUCUCUAAAGAGAAUGAGGAUACCAAAUAUAGUUCAGGAGUUACAGAAAAUGGAGAAGCAGUGAAGGCAACAGAAGAGGAAACUAUUGAAGAUGAUGAUCAAGGAACGAUGGAUUUUGAUGAGGAGGACUUUGAUGAACCUAUGGAAGCAGAAAAUGUGGAAACUAAACCUGAGGCAGCUGAAAACUUGAAUAGAGACAAGGAAAUGGAAAAGAAGCAGACAGGGCAACUGGAAUCUGUGAAGAGAGAGACAUCUGUGCUAAGUUGUUCACUCCCAGAUGUCUCAUGCUGGGACAGAGUUGAUGAGGAUGAAGCUGAUCUAGUGGCGACAGAAGUUCAGCUGGAUCCCAACCUCCUUCCACUUGUGAAUGGGGAAAAUGAUGAUCAAGUCUUAAGAUUUUAUUGGUUAGAUGCUUAUGAAGAUCAAUACAGUCAGCCAGGUGUGGUAUUUCUGUUUGGCAAAGUUUGGAUAGAAUCAGUAAACACCUACGUCAGCUGUUGUGUGACAGUGAAAAAUAUUGAGAGAACUGUUUACCUGCUGCCACGUGAAACAGAAAUGGACCUAUCCACUGGCAGAGAGACAGACACUCCAGUAACUAUAAUGAGCCUCUUCAAGGAGUUUAAUGACUGCAUUUCACCAAAACAUAAGAUUAUGAAGUUCAAAUCCAAGAAAGUUGAAAAGCACUAUGCUUUUGAGAUCCCAGAUGUUCCGGCAAAAUCUGAAUACCUAGAAGUAAAAUAUUCGGCUGAAUUCCCUCGACUUCCCCAGGAUCUGAAAGGCGAAACAUUUUCUCAUGUGUUUGGAACUAACACUUCUAGCCUGGAACUUCUGCUGAUGAGUAGGAAGAUCAAAGGACCGUGCUGGCUGGAAAUAAAAAAUCCACAGCCCUCAAAUCCAUCAGUCAGCUGGUGUAAGGUAGAAGCAGUGGCUGUGAAACCUGCCUUGGUGAAUGUGGUAAAAGAUCUUUCUCCUCCUCCCCCUCUUGUGGUCAUGUCCCUCAGCAUGAAGACAAUUCAGAAUCCAAAGACUCACCAGAAUGAGGUUGUGGCUAUUGCAGCUCUGAUUCAUCAGAAAUUUCCUUUGGAUAAGGCUCCACCUCAACCUCCUUUUCAGACACAUUUCUGUGUUGUUUCCAAACCGAACGAUUGCAUUUUUCCUUAUGACUUCAAAGAAGCUAUUAAAAAAAAGAAUGCUAAAAUAGAAAUUGCCGCGACAGAGAGAACACUGCUGGGAUUCUUCCUUGCAAAGAUUCAUAAGAUUGACCCAGAUGUUGUUGUGGGUCAUAAUAUUUAUGGAUUUGAUCUGGAAGUGCUGCUUCAAAGAAUUAAUGUGUGCAAAGUCCCUCACUGGUCCAAGAUAGGUCGACUGAGGAGGUCCAAUAUGCCAAAGCUUGGGGGCCGCGGAGGGUUCGCGGAGAGGAACGCCGCCUGCGGCCGCAUGAUCUGCGACGUGGAAGUUUCCGCUAAGGAGUUAAUUCGUUGCAAGAGCUACCAUUUGUCUGAGCUGGUUCAUCAGAUUCUGAAAACGGAACGGGUAACAAUCCUACCAGAGGAGAUUGGAAAUAUGUACAGUGAUUCUCCUCACUUACUGUUCAUGCUGGAAAACACCUGGAUAGAUGCCAAGUUCAUUCUCCAGAUCAUGUGUGAGCUGAAUGUUCUGCCACUAGCCCUUCAGAUCACAAACAUCUCUGGGAAUGUUAUGUCGAGGACGAUGAUGGGUGGACGGUCGGAACGAAAUGAGUUCUUGCUCCUUCAUGCAUUUCAUGAAAAAGACUAUAUAGUGCCAGACAAACAAGUUUUUAAAAAGCCUCUGCAGAAGCUGAUGGAUGAAGAUGAAGAAUUUGAAGAUCAGACUAAAUCCAAGAUAGGGAAAAAGAAAGCAGCAUAUGCUGGGGGAUUAGUCUUGGAUCCCAAAGUUGGUUUUUAUGACAAGUUUAUUUUGCUUCUCGACUUCAACAGCUUGUACCCAUCAAUUAUCCAGGAGUUUAACAUCUGCUUUACCACAGUGCAGAGAACAUCGUCAGAAGCACAGAAGAGGACAGAGGCUGAAGAAGAAGAGAUUCCAGAACUUCCGGACCCAUCCCUGGAAAUGGGAAUUUUGCCUAAAGAAAUUAGGAAACUGGUGGAGAGGAGGCGCCAAGUUAAGCAGUUAAUGAAGCAGCCAGAUUUAAAUCCUGACCUUUAUUUACAGUAUGAUAUCAGACAGAAAGCUUUGAAACUCACUGCUAACAGCAUGUAUGGCUGCCUGGGAUUUUCCUACAGCAGAUUCUAUGCCAAACCUUUGGCUGCUUUGGUGACACAUAAAGGGAGAGAGAUUUUGAUGCAUACCAAGGAGAUGGUGCAAAAGAUGAACCUUGAAGUGAUUUAUGGAGACACAGAUUCCAUUAUGAUAAAUACAAAUAGCACCAAUUUGGAUGAGGUCUUCAAGUUAGGGAAUAAGAUCAAAAGUGAAGUGAACAAGCUCUAUAAAUUGCUGGAGAUUGAUAUUGAUGGAGUCUUUAAGUCCUUACUACUGUUAAAGAAGAAGAAAUACGCUGCUCUGACAGUAGAACCAACUGGAGAUGGGAAAUACGUAACUAAACAAGAACUGAAAGGGCUGGACAUAGUCCGGAGAGAUUGGUGUGAUCUUGCAAAAGAAACUGGAAACUAUGUCAUUGGUCAGAUUCUUUCUGACCAGUCUCGAGACGUAAUUGUGGAAAAUAUUCAAAGGCGGCUGAUAGAAAUUGGAGAAAAUGUCAUCAAUGGCCAGAUCCCAAUAAAUCAGUUUGAAAUAAAUAAGGCAUUGACAAAAGAUCCACAGGAUUAUCCUGACAAAAAAAGCCUGCCACAUGUGCAUGUUGCCAUGUGGAUAAACUCUCAAGGAGGCCGAAAGGUGAAGGCAGGGGAUACAGUCUCAUAUAUCAUUUGUCAGGAUGGAUCAAAUCUGAGUGCCAGCCAGCGAGCAUAUGCUCCAGAACAGUUGCAAAAACAAGACAAUCUUAUUGUUGAUACUCAGUACUAUCUAUCACAGCAAAUACAUCCAGUAGUUGCUAGAAUAUGUGAGCCUAUAGAGGGAAUUGACUCUGUUCUUAUUGCAACGUGGUUAGGACUGGAUCCCUCGCAGUUCAGAGUCCAGCACCAUUGCCAAAAAGAUGAGGAGAAUGAUGCCUUGCUUGGUGGCCCAGCUCAGCUCACUGAUGAGGAGAAAUACAGGGAUUGUGAGAGAUUCAAGUUCUGCUGCCCCAAAUGCGGAACAGAGAAUAUUUAUGACAAUGUCUUUGAUGGCUCGGGGCGUUUUAUGGAACCCAGCUUGCAAAGGUGCAGCAAGAGCGAAUGUGAGGAGCCUCCUUUCAACUAUGUGGUUCAAAUGAACAAUAAAUUACUGUUGGAUAUUAGAAGACACAUACGAAAAUAUUAUAAUGGUUGGUUAGUAUGUGAGGAGCCAACUUGCCAGAAUCGAACCCGUCGACUUCCCCUCAAUUUUUCCCGGCAUGGUCCUAUAUGUCAGGCCUGUAGGAAGGCUGUUUUAAGACCAGAGUAUUCUGAUAAGGCCCUCUACACCCAACUCUGCUUUUACCGGUACAUUUUUGAUGUGGAUUAUGCAGUGGAUAAAGUGGUUCCUGAAGAAGAUAAAG